Messenger RNA from Phascolarctos cinereus (koala), 3287 nucleotides. It is a transcript of the gene OAS2, whose product is annotated as 2'-5'-oligoadenylate synthetase 2. The record is from RefSeq and is a predicted model, not a curated record. Gene Ontology annotation, cellular component: cytosol; membrane; nucleoplasm. NCBI's taxonomy places the organism in Eukaryota, Metazoa, Chordata, Mammalia, Diprotodontia, Phascolarctidae. Gene Ontology annotation, biological process: regulation of ribonuclease activity; defense response to virus; negative regulation of viral genome replication. Gene Ontology annotation, molecular function: double-stranded RNA binding; 2'-5'-oligoadenylate synthetase activity.
CCUAAAGACUUUAGUUUCUCUUUCUACUUUGAGUAAGGCCGGAGGACUCUUCCACGGGCUAGCUUAAUCGUAAAGUUAAUAUCCUGAAGAAGGAAGGAGGAAUAAUGUUAAAAUCUUGGUGGAGCUGGUGGUACAGUCAGCAAGUGCUUUACUUUGAGCCUGCUGACAAUCUAGACCAAUUCAUUCAGAAUGAGCUAAAGCCCCAAGAAAAGCAUCUGCUGCAGAUUGACAAGAGCAUUGAUAACAUCUGUGAGUCCUUGGAGAAACACGCACCUCCCAUUCAAGUGAAGGGUAUAGUUGUGGGUGGGUCCUAUGGCAGAGACACUGUUCUCAGAGGCCACUCCGACGGCACCCUUGUCAUCUUUCUCAAAGAACAAAUUGAAGUGGAGCUGAUAAAGUUGAGGCUGUUGGCAAUAAUGGGCAAAGUCAAGAUGGUAGAGGAUAAGCACCAGCUGGUACUGACCGAGUCUGACCUAUGCAUUACCUUUAACGUGCUUCCAGUCUUCAGUGCCUUGGUUGAACCAAGUGGCUGGCACACCCGUACGUCAGCCUCAAAGUAUAAACCAAGCCCGGAGACUUACCGGAAAUGGAUAUAUCCAGGGAAAUCUGUUCGUGAAUCUUCAGUCUGCUUUACAGAACUACAAGGGAGUUUUUUCAACAAUCGCCCCCCAAAACUGAAGAACCUAAUACUCUUGGUGAAGCACUGGUAUCAGCAGUGCCAAAAGAGACUGAAAAAAGACUCCUUUCCCCUACAAUAUGCUCUGGAGCUGCUAACAGUCUAUGCCUGGGAGCAGGGGAGUGAAGCAGAUGAUUUCAACACAGCUGAAGGUAUCCUAACAGUCCUGGAGCUAAUUAUGAAGUAUGAUAAACUUUGUAUCUACUGGACAGUCAAUUACAACUUUGAGGAUGAAACCAUCAGGAAUUAUUUGCAGUCCCAGCUCCAGAAAAGCAGGCCAAUCAUCCUAGAUCCAGCAGAUCCAACUAGUAAUGUCAGUGGAAGUGAUCCUGAGCCCUGGAAACAGCUGGCUGAAGAAGCGCAACUCUGGUCAUCUUCUACCUGUUUUAUGAAAGGAAAUACUUCAUCUCGGAUGCCCUGGGAUGUUCUGCCAGCAUCUCUUUAUGUGACUCAAGGCCAUAAGCUUGAUAAGUUCAUCUAUGAUUUUCUCCAACCUACACAAGAAUCCCUGGAUCAGAUUGGAGAAGCUGUGGACAUCAUCUUUAAGUUCCUGACGGAAAAAUGUUUCAAAAAUUCAACCACGAAUGUUAAGAAAGUUGUGAAGGGUGGAUCCACCGCCAAAGGCACAACCCUGAGGAGCGUCUCUGAGGCUGACUGGAGCCUGUGUCCAAGAGGCUCUGAUGCAGACUUAGUUGUCUUUCUCAGCUGCCUCACAAACUACAGUGAUCAGAUUGCCAACAGGUCCACUAUCAUCAAGGAAAUUCAGAAGCGACUAGAAGAGUGUUCACUGAAAGAGCAGUUUGAAAUAGAGUUUAAGGUCACAAAAUGGAAGAACCCACGAGUGCUCAGCUUUACCCUGAAAUCCAAACUUCUUAACCGGUGCCAAGAGUUUGAUUUGCUGCCAGCCUUCGAUGCCUUGGGUCCACGGGUUUCAAAAUCAAAACCAGACCCUACAAUUUAUAUCAAUCUCAUCAAAUCAUCUGAAAGCAACAAUGGGGGUGAAUUCUCCACCUGUUUCACAGAACUGCAAAAAGACUUUAUCAGACCUCGUCCCACCAAGCUUAAGAGUCUUAUCCGUCUGACAAAGCACUGGUACAAACAGUGUUACAGGAAAUUGAAGAAGAAAGGGUCCCUCCCUCCGAAGUAUGCCAUAGAACUUCUGACAGUCUAUGCCUGGGAGCAAGGUAGUGGAAUGACAGAUUUUGACACAGCUGAAGGCUUCCUGACGGUCCUGAAAUUAAUUAUGCAGUACCAAAAGCUCUGCGUCUACUGGACAGUCAACUAUGAUUUUCAGAAUGAAAUCAUCAGGAAUUUCCUAUUGAAACAGCUCAAGAAACCCAGGCCUGUGAUCCUGGAUCCAGCUGACCCCACAGCAGACGUUGGUGGAGGAAACCAUUGGUGCUGGCACCUCUUGGCCCAUGAAGCUGAAAUCUGGUCAUCUUCUCUGUGCUUCAAGACAGGGAUCUAUGAUGCUGUAGAGCCCUGGCCAGUGUUGACAGUCCAGACUCCAGGAAGCAAUGGUCUUGGGCUUUCUCCUAUUGUCAACCUAACAUUCAGCAAUUACUACUGGAACAUCCUUCAUACCUAAAAGCUGAAGGUACCUCAAAGAUACAACCUAGCUCCUGUCCCCCACCACUUACCUUUCAAAAAAAUAUCAAAUAUUAGAUCAAAUCAAAUGGGCUCAAUGUCAGUCCUCAUUCUCACUACAUAGUUUGGGACAGUGUUUGAUAAUCUACUUCUCAAAACUCUCCUUCCAUUGCUUUUGUGACUUUCCUUAUUCUCCACUUAUUUCUCUCAUUAGUCAUAUCACCUUUACAGAUCCUCUUCUUCAUACUGGUCGAGGAUCUCUGUCAAGACUCUGUCUUUUUUUUUUUUGCUACACAAUGGGGUUAAGUGACUUACCCAGGGUCACACAGCUAGUAAGUGUCAAGUGUCUGAAGCCGGAUUUGAACUCAGGUCCUCCUGACAGCUGGUGCUCUAUUCACGAUGCCAACUCGCUGCCUCAUCUGUCCUUCUUCCCAGAUCUUCUUCCUCAUACUGGUGAGGAUCUCCCUCAAGACUCUGUCCUUCAUUCUUCUGGUCUUUACUCUCUAUACUCAAAGCCCUCCCUAAGUAUAUCAUCUCUCCAUGGUGGCCUCUAAGCUCUUUUUGCCUUUGCUCCUGCUGUUUUGUUUGCUGGGGGGGAGGGGGGGAAAUACUCUUCCCAUGGCACAGAGCAAGGAGCUGACUUAGUGGUUCGAUAGCCCAGGUUCAAAUUCUGUCUCUGAUGUUUGCUGCCUCUGUGACCUUGGGCAAGUUGCUGGUUCUACAAAAUUAAGGGGUUGCAUUAGGGGGCUUCUGAGGUCCCAUCCAGCAUUAAAUAUAGGAUCCUAUGAUCCUCUAUCUUCACCUGUGGGAACACAGACUCCAAGACCCAAUUCCAACAUCCUCUGCCUACUGAAGUCUUUUCCUGAUUCUCCUCUCCAGCAACCACCACCCCAAAGCAAUCAUAGGCUUGUAAGAACUAGAGGGGGGGAAGUCCCUUAAAGACCAUACAGUUGAAUCCCUUCCUUUUAAAAAUAGGAAACUGGGUUCCAAAGAGCUUAAGAGGUUCAUCGAAUCAUAUACAAAA